AUGGGCUUUGAAGGGUGGCGGCUGCCUUUGGUGCCUCGUUUGUCUGAGGUAGAAAAAAUCUGGGAGUUGCCGCCCAGACCCUUCAAGGCACUCCUUGUUUCAAUUAAUGGAAAUUUUGAUUACUCCACAGAUUCCAGUGUGGAGAAAUCAGUCAGUGGGAGGAAGAUAUGUCAUCUGGGAUGCCAAAAUAGCAAAUUUCAGAUGAAUAACUACUUGCAGUCUCUCCCCUCACAAAGUUUUGAUUCUGAUUUGAGGGCUUCAGGAAGGUCUUUUGAACUAGGACGGAAUGGAAGAGAGGUUUUCAGCGUGCACAACGAUAGAUCUAAAGCAGAGAUUAGUCAACCUCUGUCCAACACCACCGUACAUGGUAUACAUGGAGUUAAGAACAUGAAUGGAAAACAUUUAGUCCAAGGGAGAAACAAUAGUCAGAAAGACAAUAGGUAUAUAAAACAGGCAGAAAAUCCAUUUGUAGAUGUUACCUUUUACAAAGAAGCUAAAGCAACACUUCAUGAAAUGAAGAACAGAUGUGACGCUGACAGUGCUAUGACAACAAAUAAAAAAGAUAUUAACAUUUUAGCAUCUAUACUAAAAAUAUCAAAAUCUCCAAACCAGCCCAGCUUGGAAAUUGCCAGACCCUGCUAUUUUAGAGAUAAUAUCACAAUAAGUAUCCCUGAGUUUCCAACCUAUUUAAAUAGCAAAAUGUCCUCUGUCUAUUUAAAGGAAAUAGCAAAGAAAAAAACUGACAAAAAUGAGACAUAUGUUAGGGAUUUCACAAAUAUCUACUGUUCUCAAAAUAGACCUGAUGUUAAGAAGCAAAAGUUACAGAAUGAUAAUAAAAUUGUGGCUGCAGAAAAUACUUUUUCUGAGUAUUAUGAAAGUAACCACCAAUCAUUCAGCAACCAAAUUACUUGCAAGAGAAAAAAAGACUUGAUCACUUUGAACUACUAUAACUACAGUAGUACCAAGUGUGACGUCAGAGUCUAUGAAAAGAAUAUUACUAUAAUACUUGAAAAUGUAAAAGGAAAAGAAGCAGAAAUAAACCUGAACAGUUACAUAUCUACCAAGUUGGAAAAAUCUCAAAGCUGGGACUGUAACACUAGAUGUAUUUUGAAAAGAAACAGGGAAAGUUGUUGGACUAUGAAUAAUUACAGGACUAAAUGUGAAAAUAUGAAAAUAAAUGAAGCAAAAUUAAAUUUGCAACAGUUAUUAGAAAUAGACCUUUUAAACAAGGAAGAUUAUCACAAUACAAGAGCCAUGAAUGCAAGUAAAGAACAAUCAAAACCUUUUAUGAUAGGAACACUGGGUAGUCAAAAAGCUUUAAUAAAAAUUGUUUGCUUAAAUGACAAAGAAGAAAAUGAUAAUAUGCUGCAGUUGAGAUACUAUACUACACAAAGAGGCUUACAUAUAAGUGACAUUUUUGAGACUUUCAGUACAGAAAUUUUUUGUUUCCAUAAAAAUAUUUCAGGAAGUCAAAAAGAUAAUAGUAUUUUAGCCUGGUAUGAGACUUUGAAGUGCAAAAAGAAAAUUGAGAUUCAAAAGCUAACAACCAGGAAUAUGAAUGUCUAUAGAAAGAAUGUUUUAAGCAUGUAUAUACAGACCAGUGUUUCAGAAUCUCUAAAUAUUAUAUUGAAAACCAACAAUAACCUUGACUCUUUAACAACAGUUGAAAAUGAGGUUGAAUUAGAAGAGGAAUACACUUUCAAAUGGAUAGUGUAUUUGAAUUAUCCAAAAAUGAUCAUAGUGGAAAAUCAUUCUGCAUAUCUAAUAAAGAUUUUAACUUUUCCAUGGAUGUUAGAAGAUAAUAUGAGACCUAUGUUAAAGAAAAGAAAACUAUUUCAAACUGAAGAAGUUUUUGAAGGAUCUAAGAAAGAAACCAUCAAUUCCUUCAAUAAGACUGCUAAAAAUAUGUGUUUUCCAAUCUUUGAGACUUAUGAAAAAAUUCCUCUUUUUGUGGAAUUUAAUGAUAUGACUGACAUUUUUUUGACAAAAGAAAUUGGUUACAAGAAUAAUUGUCCUGAAGGAGUCAUGAAUGUGGAAGAUUGGGCCCACUUUAGUCCUAUUACUGUUAAAAAAAAUGCUAAGUCUAGUCCUCGGUUUAUUCAAAACCAUGAAAGAUGCACUAAUGAAAAAUUUUAUGAAAUAAGUAUGCACAACCAAGAUUUGGAUACUGAAAUAAAUCAGAAGCAUAAUAAGAUCACUAGUUUUAAUGCUGAGUGCAUAUCUGAGGAUUUCUUUAAUGUCAAGCAACAGGCCACCCUGGCAAGUCACAUAACGUGCGCUCAACAAACCAAUACCAUGACUAUAACUCAGGUGCCAAAUUUUGGGAACUUGCUAAGUGAAAUUAAAGAAAAAAAAUAUGAAAUAAUUUUGAAGGAAGAAAUAAAAACCACAGCACAAAGUUUAACAAAUGGUUGCCAAGUUCAUAAAGAUACUAAGAGAGAAAAGGAAGAGAAAGACAGUUUUUCUUUAAUGGAUAGCAUGUUUUCUGUACAAUCAGUUUCAUUAAUUAGCAAAAAAGUAAACGUGGAAGAUGCUAUGCAGACAAACCAAAUAUGUGUUAAUCAAAACGACGUUGCUGACAGAAAUGAAUAUGAGAGCAUUUUGCAAGAAAGUGAGUUAGCUAAUUCAAAGCAUUUUCAUCCAAAGAAUGACUCUACAGAAUGUGUUAAUCAUCAGUUUGAAACUGAUUCGAGUGCAGGGAACAAUGAAUGUUUUCAGGACUUAACUACUAAGUGUUUAUCAACAGAAGCUUUGACAAUAGGAAAAGAUUUUGAAAUGAGGAGUAAAUUUGAUUUAGUACUUGAAGAACUUCAUAUGUUUCAUGAAAUUAGUAAGGAAAAAGAAAUUUUUAGCACUGUGGAAACAAACAACCGGCAAGAAAAUUACUUUGGAGAAAGUAAUGAUGCUGAGGAGGUAGAAAAGGAGAGAAAAAAAGAUUUGAAAGUGGUUACAGUCAACAAAAUGUGUGCACCUUCUUUGCUCUGUGAUACUCGAGCAGGUCCUAAUAUGCAUAAAAGACACCAAAGUUCAUUUAAGUGGAAAACGGAACCCAAUAAAGGAGAGCAGGAAGUUCCUAAUAAGUAUUGUCCAAGAACAUUGGAAGAAGAAUUACUCUAUUUUACUUCUGAGGAAGAAUGUGAAAAAUCCUUACCUCAAAGGCCUGCUUUGUUUUCUGAUGAAUUUAAAGAAGAAAAAGGUAAGUUUUUAAAAGGAAGUAGCCAUUUUUCACAUGGAAUUUUAAGGGUACUUCCGCUUAAGACAUGCAGUCGACCAAUCAGAAUUGGUUUGUCAAGAAAAGCUAAACUUAAACAACUUCAUCCCUAUUUGAAAUAAAUAUGUUACAAGAACCUAAAAGAAGAUAUUGGAAUUUUAUAUUUCAAAACAUUUUAG
Molecule: messenger RNA, 3390 nt
Organism: Trichechus manatus latirostris (Florida manatee)
Lineage: Eukaryota; Metazoa; Chordata; Mammalia; Sirenia; Trichechidae
Gene: RAD51AP2
Product: RAD51 associated protein 2
Exons: 5
Source: RefSeq, a predicted model, not a curated record